This is a messenger RNA of Rhincodon typus (whale shark), 3294 nucleotides long. RefSeq names its product syntaxin binding protein 3 (gene stxbp3). The transcript is spliced from 19 exons. NCBI's taxonomy places the organism in Eukaryota, Metazoa, Chordata, Chondrichthyes, Orectolobiformes, Rhincodontidae. Gene Ontology annotation, biological process: vesicle-mediated transport; intracellular protein transport; neurotransmitter secretion. The record is from RefSeq and is a predicted model, not a curated record. Gene Ontology annotation, molecular function: syntaxin binding. Bases 534 to 2294 code for a protein of 586 amino acids. Gene Ontology annotation, cellular component: plasma membrane; secretory granule.
GGAGUUUUGAUUCGUUGCAGUGUCCAUCGAAGUGCUUCGCAAACUUUAUUUUGAAUACUGUCGUGGCCCCUCGCUGAGUAGUAAUUGUAGAGUCUACUACUGCCUGGGAACUCCCGACUUUACCUACGGAAGCCUCGGCCUAUGAGUUCAGUGUCAUUUCCUGAAGGUUAUUUGGGGAGUGUGUGUGUAGAGAUCUAAUUUUGGACUUUAUGCCUAUUAGCAGCGGGUCCAGUUCCUGAAAAACUCCUGGUUUGCAGUUUGCACUGCUACCGCUAGGUUCAAUAUUUACAAAAGUAGUGGUUUGGAUUCUGCCCGUCUGCAAACUAUCUGAAUCCGGAUGCACAGCCUGUAAAGGUUCUAGUUUGUAACCUGCUUAUUUGCCGUGCCUCUACAUGUGAAGGUCUGCCCGUGUGCAGGGUGACUUUUGAGUUUGCCUGGUAUACACUCCCUCUCGCUAUUCCCCAGAGGCUGGAGCGGAUUGAAGUUUGCGGAGCCUUCGCGUCAUUGGAGGGUUUGCCCGGAGAGAAGUAAAGAUGGCAACUGCGGAGCACAGCCUGAAGCGAGUGGCCUGGCAGAAGAUCAAGAAACAUGUAUUGGAGGACUGUAGGACAGAAGGAGAAUGGAAGAUACUUAUUUUGGACCAUUACACCACAAAGCUACUUUCCUCUUGCUGCAAGAUGUCUAAUCUUAUGACUGAAGGGAUCAGUGUCGUUGAAGAUCUACAUAAGAGCCGUGAGCCAGUUCCAGACUCUAAGGCUAUCUACUUCAUUACUCCAACAGAAAAGUCAGUCAGUGCAUUAAUAAAUGACUUCAAAAAGAAGCAUUCCUACAAGUAUAAGGCAGCCUACAUUUACUUCACUGAUUAUUGUCCUGAUAACCUCUUCAGUCAGUUAAAGACCACAUGUACCAAAGCCAUAAAACGUUGUAAAGAAGUGAACAUUUCCUUUCUUGCAUAUGAAUCUAAGGUGUUCACUUUUGACAUUCCGGAUGCAUUUCAUUCUAUCUAUAGUCCAACGUCAAAAGAUAAAGUAACCACAUUGGAAAUGGUGGCUGAUAAAAUUGUGACAUUAUGUGCAACUUUGGAUGAAAAUCCUGGAGUACGAUACAGAAAGGAGCGUGGAAAUGACUACAGGGCUACUGAAAAUAAUGCAGAGUAUCUUGCAAACAUGGUAGAGGAAAAGUUGGCAGAACAUUACAAACUAGACCAGCAAUACAAUGUAAAGGGAAAAACACAGUCACAGCUUUUGAUAGUUGACCGUGGAUUUGACCCAGUGUCGACGAUAUUGCAUGAGCUAACUUUCCAGGCAAUGGCAUAUGACCUGGUUCCAAUUGAAAAUAAUAUUUAUAGAUACCAAAUAAAGGAUGAAACCACAAUGAACGAGGCCCUUUUGGAUGAGGAUGACGAACUUUGGGUAAAAUUGCGGCAUUUACAUAUUGCCGAAGUCAGCGAAAAAAUUCACAAGUUGGUAAAGGAGCUUUCCAAAAGCCAUCAGACUACAGAAGGAAAGGUCACCCUCAGCUCUUUAUCACAAAUGAUGAAAAAGUUGCCUCACUACCGAAAGCAAAAGACCAAGCAAACAGUUCAUCUGAACUUAGCUGAAGACUGUAUGGGGCACUUCCAUGGGACGAUAGAAAAACUCUGCAAGGCUGAGCAGGACCUUGCCAUGGGAACUGAUGCACAACAGCAAAAAAUUAAGGAUCCGAUGAGAAUCAUUCUGCCCAUUUUGCUGGAUAGGUCUAUUGGAAGUUAUGACAAAUUAAGGAUCAUCUUGCUCUAUAUCUUCCACGUGAAUGGUACUACAGAAGAGAAUCUUAGAAAGCUUAUCCAGCAUGGCAAGGUUAUGGAGUACUGUGAUAUCAUUGAAAAUUGGAAAUUUCUUGAUGUACCCAUUUUCUCUGCUGAUGGUCAGCACCGUAAACUUUCUCGGAAGGAUCGCAGUGAUGUAGAGAGCUACCAGCUUUCCAGAUGGACCCCAUUCAUUAAAGAUGUCAUGGAGGAUUCCAUUUUAAACAAACUUAAUUCCGUGGAAUGGCCUCAUUGCUCAGGCUGUAGUUCAGCUUGGAAUGGCUCUGGAGCUGUAAGUGCUCGUCAGGGGAACAAAAGCAAUCUUCAAGAUGAACGUAGAAGUGUCAAACUAAUUAUUUUCAUAAUAGGAGGUGUCACUUACUCGGAGAUGCGCUGUGCGUAUGAAGUUUCUCAGAGUAGUAUUAAGCAUUGUGAAGUGAUUGUUGGGUCAACUCACAUUCUUACACCCACAAGACUACUAGAUGAUCUGCAGAAGCUGAACAAAUGAAAGUGAAAUGUUUGAAUUAAAUCAUCCACUUGUAUAGAUUUCAGCUAAUAUGAAAAACAAGGUUUUGUAUGGUUAACCUUAUUUACCUAAAUAUUUUGAUCAAUAGAAUUCACAAAUGAUCAGUGCACAGUUUCUAAAGUAAUAUAAUUAAAAUACUGUAAAUUAAGGCUCCGGAAAAAUCCCAUUGACAAAGGGUUUCCACUUUAGACCUACUGCCUAAAACAGCAUGGUUGUAUACACAAGAAUGCCAUACCCUAGUUCAUAAUUCUGCUAUCACUACAAUUGCAUGUGUUUUAUAAAAGCAAUAACUGUAUGAGUGUACUUUCAGAGAUUUAUGUUAAUUGUAGUCCUUGUACAUUUAUAACAGCAUUUUGAAUAUAUUGUCUAAAGUAUAUAUUUAUGUCUAACAUGGGUCUUAAAUAAAAUUGUUAAAUUUACAAUUUCCAGUUGUAAUGUUACAGAGUAAGUGCUUUUGGCAAACUCCCUAAAGCUAGGCUUUUAUUCUGUGAAAAAUCAACAUUCUAUACACCUCUAUAAACAAAACAAAUUUAGAACUGGUUUCAAUCUGAGAAGCUAUUUCAGCACAGCAUCAGAAUAACGGAAAUGCGCAUCAGCUACAAAUGUUGCUGGAAAUCAUAAUGUUAUACCCACUAGUAUAGGUAAAAUACGAUACAUUUCUCAGCCUUCGGGCAUAAUCCAACUAUAUGCGACCCAGAAAGUGCAGUUGUAUUUUUUUGAGGUGUGCCAAUGCAAUUCAAGUAUGCGUACAACGUAAAGGUAAAGGGCAAUGAAGGUUUGGAGGGGUAGAAUUCUUCUUGUAAGUCUUGUAACUAUUUGCAUAGGCCAAUUCCCACUGCUUUAUUUUGUUCAACCAUUAAAUGUUAUAGAGGAGAAUGCUUUUCAAUAUUUUGUGGAAAGUGCUGAACAUCUGAUGAAGUUAUAAAUUGUUUUGAAUAUAUAUUGUCUUCUGACUGGCCAAUAAAGUAACAACUAUACUGAG